AUGGCGUUCAACGAUGGAGCCUACAUCACACCGGAGGAAGAACGUCAAUGGAUCGAAACCUGCACCGGUGAGAUGGUCGACCACGCGAAACUUUAUGCGAUUGAGCUUCCAUGGUCAAAUCCCUUUUCGGGCGCCAGGUCCCAUUCUUCGUCGCCGGAACUUCCUUCCCGGCCUAUCGUUAAAAAGUAUGUUGGAGUAUACUGCUCAUCCUACCAGAGUCGCGUCUUUCCGGUGAUCAGCAAGGCUCUCUUCACGGAGACCCUGGAUCUCGCCUACGGACCAACCGAUGCUUCUGGCUCCGACAGUGCCAAAUCAUGCGUGUAUGCGUUUCUCUCGGUGAUUUACCUCUUCGGGCUCAAUGGCAAUCUGGUGGAAGCCCAUGAUUGCGAGACUUAUGCCCGGGCUGCGCAGGGAUUUAUGGCUCGUGUUGUUCGAGAGAUGACUCUCAGCGGUCUGCAGUCCGUUAUCAUGCUUAUCCAGCAUCAGUACUUCCUGGGUGAUUUGCAGGCUGCUGCGCUGUCCGUGUCAAUAGCCAGUCGUCUUCUAUUCAGCCUCCGUGCUCACACACAGUCCUCGCCAGACAGCGCUUACCAUAAAAGUGUAGCUGAGCACCAUCUGCGCGAUCUUUUCUGGCUAUGCUUCUCAUUUGACAAAGACAUUUGCUUGAGAAUCGGGCAGCCUCCAUGUAUCAAUGACACUCACUGUGACCUCACUCUCCCUGCGAACUACGCGCAGCUGCAAGAGUCCAACAUGCAACGAGAGACAAGGUCGAGUACCGAUGACACCAUCCCCCUCUUCCCUUUCGACCUUCGACUUUCGAUGAUCAAGUCGAACGUCUACCAGGCUCUCUAUUCCGCAAAUGCUGCGAAGAAAUCGGCUUCUGAGAUACUAUCCAGCAUCCGGAGUCUGGACCAAGAGCUGGAACAAUGGAGGCAGAGCUUACAUCCGGAUAUCCGGCCCACAAUGACCUUCCACGACGAAACGCCGGUCAGUCGCGGCCUGAACACACAGGCAAUCAUGUUGCGGCUUACAUACUAUCACUGCGUCGCACUCAUUCAUCAAGCCAUUGAUAGGUGCCGUGGCUGGCCCGCAAGGGAUAGAGUCUCUAGUGCCAUGCUGGUCACGAACGCCAAUCAGUCGACACUUUCGUUCCUCGAGGUCGCAUUGCCUGUCCUGGCGGGAGAAUGUUUCUGGGUGGUUAUAUUCUACGCAGUCACUGCAGUCCUCGCGCUGUUUCGCGCUGUCCUCAAGGACCCCCUAGGAUCCGGCCUCAUGAAAACCCUACGGGGCGUUCCCAAACUGAUGAAGAAAGUCCCAAUUCGAACACCCACCCUCGGCGUAAUCUUUCACGCGCACUUUUUGGGUAAUUUUACCACCGAGCUUGUCCGACUGGCCGAGUGUGCAUUUGCCAAGGCAGAUAAGGAUGCAUGUGGUCCGCCUUAG
This is a messenger RNA of Aspergillus japonicus CBS 114.51, 1443 nucleotides long. RefSeq names its product fungal specific transcription factor domain-containing protein. The record is from RefSeq and is a predicted model, not a curated record. Lineage: Eukaryota; Fungi; Ascomycota; Eurotiomycetes; Eurotiales; Aspergillaceae. Bases 1 to 1443 code for a protein of 480 amino acids. The transcript has 3 exons. Gene Ontology annotation, molecular function: DNA binding; zinc ion binding. Gene Ontology annotation, biological process: DNA-templated transcription.